Molecule: messenger RNA, 1932 nt
Organism: Pleurotus ostreatus (oyster mushroom)
Lineage: Eukaryota; Fungi; Basidiomycota; Agaricomycetes; Agaricales; Pleurotaceae
Gene: ULP1
Product: Smt3-specific protease
Exons: 9
Coding region: 1-1932 (643 amino acids)
Biological process (GO): protein desumoylation
Cellular component (GO): nucleus
Molecular function (GO): deSUMOylase activity
Source: RefSeq, a predicted model, not a curated record
AUGGCUCCAUCCCACCCUCGAUCCUCGACAUCCUCGAACAAGCGUCCUGCCCCAGAACCACUUGAGCGCCCUGCGAAGCACCGACGCACGACGCGCCGUCCGGGCAUGGAGCAGCGCACCCAGAACGCGAGCAAAACUCUGUCCCAGCGCUGGAUAUCAUACACAAUCGACGGGUUCAGGCUGCUGCUCGAGACGGUCUCACACUUCUUGCCAGGCGAUCAGCAGAACGACCUUGCCCGCCCGCAGGAAUCACCACAGCCAUCGCCUUUGUCCUCACCUCCACCACCCGUACUAGCGAAACCUCUACCUCCCCCUUCUUCCGCCCGUGUUUCUAACGACGUUCCACUAACACCACGCACAUACUUGAACAAAUUGAAGCAGAAAAAUGCUGAAUUUGCCCUGUGUACCUCGCGCGACCCGCGUUCAAUACCCCUUCCGCCAUCCCCUCCACCACCAAUCGAGCGCCAAAGUAAACGAAAGUCAUACAUGAACGACACGCCGGAGACGGGUAACUCGCGAACCCAGCGACCAAAUGGACAUGUCAAUAUGGUUGCAAGUAGCUCGAAGAUGCCCUUGGUCAAUGGGUUUAGUAGACCAACAGCAACGUCAUCCAAUUCAUCAGGCUCGAAGCGCCUACGCAAGUCCCAGGAUUCGUCGCCCUCCCUUGAAAUUAUCGACUCUUCAAUGCCGCCCCCACCUGUCCCUCAGAGGGAUCAAACAAGCGGUUCUUUCGAAUUUACUUUCCGUGAUCACGCAUCAACACAACCUAUACCCGUACGACGAUACCAGACGCGGGAACACAUAUUCGCGAAAAGACAUAAGCAACGGGUGCAAGAAGAGAGGAUAGCAGAUCGGAUAGAGAUGGAAAAAGAGUUAUACAGUUACGAGCGUCGGAACGGGUACCAAUCAAGUCUGUCAGACUUCAAGGGCCUGCUUAGCUAUCGCGCUGCGUUGGAGAAAGUACAGUUCCGGGAGGCCUUGUCUCCUUCCGCCUCCCUUACCGAUCUGAGAGAGUUAGCCCCAUCCUCAAAUCGAAAUCGACGGUAUUCGUUUGCGGAUGCCGACGGAAUCUUCCUCCAACGAGCCCUCGACAAGGCGCGUGCAACGUUCAAUAGUCCCAAACCGCCGAAGCCAUUCAUCCCAACAUGGGAGCAAAUGCAACUUCGCAAUAAAACGCGGGAUCAAGAGAUCGAGGACCGUCUCCGCCCCAAACGAGCACCCUUACCGACGCAGUUACCACCGGCGGACGAUGCUAAGGUUACGGGGAUCCUGCAGAAGCGUGGUGCUUUGUUCAAGUUCGCUAGGGAACAGGUGACUAGCGAGGAUAUUGCGCGUUUGCGGCCGUGUCAGUGGCUGAACGACGAGAUCAUCAACUUCUAUGGGUCUAUGAUCCUUGCACGCUCGGAGUCAUCGAAGGAGAACCCCGGGGGGAAGGCGUCGAAGCCGUUGAAAGUGCAUUAUUUCAGUACGUUCUUUUGGCCGAAGGUGUUGGAUGGGUACGAUAAGUCGAGGUUGGCAAAGUGGACCAAGAAGUUCGACAUCUUCGAAAAGGACGUCGUUCUUCUGGCGGUCAAUCAUGGGAACACGCAUUGGACGUCGGCAGCAAUCAACUUCCGUCAAAAACGGAUUGAAGCCUACGAUAGCAUGAAUGGUGAUCAGUCCUACGUGCUGAAGCACCUCCGGGCGUAUGUGGACGCUGAACACCGCAAUAAAAAGAAAAAGCCGUUUGACUUUACUGGAUGGGAAGAUUAUUCACCUAAGGAUAUCCCACAGCAAGAAAAUGCCUACGAUUGCGGGGUUUUUACCUGUACAAUUUUGGAAUACCUGUCAAGAGGUGAGGAAGUGUUCAACUUCACGCAGAAGCACAUGCCGUAUAUCCGAAGGAAGAUGAUUCUGGAGAUUGCGACGAGUCAGCUGCGCGAGCCCUCGUAG